AAUCCCAGUUUAUUCCAAGGGUAUGCUUUAAUUAGGAUUUUUAUAGCAAUAUUUUUAGGAGUUCUUCGUGCUUACUAUGUGGGGUCACAAGGUGACAAGGAAGGUUAAAGAGUACGAGCUCCCGAGGAGUAACUUCAGCGACACUGACUGCUUUGGUUUCGGUAUCCAAAAGCAUAUUGAUCUUGGCAUCACGUGGUUUUAUCAUUGUAGCAGAUAGGAUCUUGGCGGAGCUGAAGUUUUGAUAAAUUGAGAGAGUUUAAAGCAAGCCAAAA
Linum tenue is the source of this 272-nucleotide messenger RNA. The record is from the annotation of a GenBank genome assembly. NCBI's taxonomy places the organism in Eukaryota, Viridiplantae, Streptophyta, Magnoliopsida, Malpighiales, Linaceae.